Molecule: messenger RNA, 807 nt
Organism: Cajanus cajan (pigeon pea)
Lineage: Eukaryota; Viridiplantae; Streptophyta; Magnoliopsida; Fabales; Fabaceae
Product: nudix hydrolase 15, mitochondrial
Biological process (GO): coenzyme A catabolic process
Molecular function (GO): coenzyme A diphosphatase activity
Source: RefSeq, a predicted model, not a curated record
AAUGCAAAAAUAUUAUCAACAAAGAGAUAAACGAACACAGAGAAGAAAGGAUCGAGAGAUGGGUUCAAACGGUUCACACAGAUUGCAGGCUUUGCUUCAACAUUUCCAAUAUUCUCAUUCCAUGCCCAACAAUUCGAAUUCAAAACUAAUCGUUUCCAUGAGAGCUGCAGUUCUGAUCUGCGUCUUCGAAGGUGCCGAUGGGAAUCUGCGAGUAUUUCUAACCCAGCGAGCUUCUUCUAUCGCAACCCACUCCAGUGAGGUUGCUUUGCCAGGUGGCAAGAGAGAAGAAGGCGAUGCUGAUGAUGUACAAACAGCGUUGAGAGAGGCCAAGGAGGAGAUUGGCUUGAACCCUUCUCUUGUUUCUGUUGUCACUCUUCUCCAACCCUUCCAAACUAACUAUGGCGUUACAGUAAUACCUGUGGUUGGAAUACUGUCCGACAGGGAUGCAUUUUCACCAGUUUUAGCUUCGGCUGAGGUUAAGGCAAUAUUUGAUGUUCCACUGGAAAUGUUCCUUAAGAAUGAUAAUAGAAGAGCUGAGGAAAAGGAAAAGAUGGGAGAGAAGUAUCUUAUACAUUAUUUUGAUUAUGAGAAUGAAAAUAAGAAGUAUGUGAUAUGGGGUAUUACUGCUUCGAUCUUAACUAGCGCAGCUACCCUUUUACUUCAACAGCCACCAGCAUUUCUAGAGCAGAGACCUAAAAAUUUGGGGAGGAAUCACGGAAAGUGACUUCAAAAUACUACACAAAAUUAGUUCCAAAGUCUAAUUGUAUUGCAUGUCAGCAUGUAAUGUAUACGUUGCGCUGCUACAGA